Molecule: messenger RNA, 5117 nt
Organism: Mauremys mutica (yellowpond turtle)
Lineage: Eukaryota; Metazoa; Chordata; Testudines; Geoemydidae
Gene: ACOX1
Product: acyl-CoA oxidase 1
Exons: 14
Coding region: 127-2112 (661 amino acids)
Biological process (GO): lipid homeostasis; fatty acid beta-oxidation using acyl-CoA oxidase; very long-chain fatty acid metabolic process
Cellular component (GO): peroxisome
Molecular function (GO): FAD binding; fatty acid binding
Source: RefSeq, a predicted model, not a curated record
CAAGGGGCGGGGCUGGGAGUGCGGCUUGCUGCUCCCCGGUUUCUGCUGCUGCUGCCGCCGUUGCCGCUCAGUCAGGCUGUGCGAGCCGGGAGGGGGUCACGGAGUCGGGGAGUUGCCGCCAUCGCAAUGAACAAGGACCUGCGCAGGGAGCGUGACUCGGCCUCCUUCAACCCCGAGCUCCUCACCCACCUCCUGGAUGGGGGCGCCGAGCGGACCCGGCGCCGCAGGGAGAUCGAAGCCUUAGUUCUGAAUGAUCCAGACUUCCAGCAUGAGGAUUUGAAUUUCCUCUCCCGCAGCCAGCGCUAUGAAGAGGCCAUCAGGAAGAGCGCCCGGAUGGUGGUGAAGCUAAGAGAGUAUGGGAUUGCAGAUCCUGAUGAAAUCUACUGGUUUAAAAGAACUUGCCUGGGCUCUUUUGUUGAACCUUUAGGUCUCCACUUCAGCAUGUUUACAAACACCUUACAAAACCAAUGCACUGUUGCUCAGCAAGACAAAUGGCUACCUCUGACCUAUGGACUCCAGAUAAUUGGAACCUAUGCCCAGACUGAGAUGGGCCACGGAACUCACCUUCGAGGCUUGGAAACCACUGCCACCUAUGACCCCGCUACCCAGGAAUUCAUCCUCAACAGCCCCACUGUGACCUCCAUUAAGUGGUGGCCAGGUGGACUUGGAAAGACCUCAAAUCAUGCCAUAGUUCUGGCUCAGCUCUACACCCAGGGCCAAUGCAAAGGGCUGCAUGCCUUCAUUGUACCCAUACGGCAGCGGGGCACCCAUGAGCCCUUGCCAGGUAUUACUGUGGGUGAUAUUGGGCCAAAAUUUGGUUAUGAUGAAAUGGAUAAUGGCUACUUAAAGAUGGACAACUUUCGCAUUCCCCGGGAGAACAUGCUGAUGAAGUAUGCCAAGGUUGAACCAGAUGGCACGUAUGUGAAACCAGUCAGUGACAAGCUGACUUAUGGGACUAUGGUGUUCAUCCGAUCCCACAUUGUGGGAGAUUCUGCUCGCUCGUUGUCCAGGGCUUGUACCAUUGCCAUCCGCUACAGUUCAGUGAGGCACCAGUCUGAGCUAAAGCCAGGGGACCCGGAGCCUCAGAUCUUGGACUAUCAGACCCAACAAUACAAACUCUUUCCUCUCCUGGCAACUGCAUAUGCCUUUCACUUUGUUGGAGCUUACAUGAAAACGACCUAUCACCGCAUCACUGGUGACAUCAACCAGGGGGACCUGAGCGAGCUGCCAGAGCUCCAUGCGUUGAGUGCAGGACUAAAGGCAUUCACUUCAUGGACAGCCAACGCUGGCAUCGAAGAAUGUCGAAUGGCAUGUGGUGGGCAUGGCUACUCUCGUUGCAGUGGCCUUCCUGAUAUCUAUGUCACUUUCACCCCAUCCUGCACCUACGAGGGAGAAAACACUGUCAUGAUGUUGCAGACUGCUAGGUUCCUGAUCAAAAGUUACACCCAGGUUAGUUCCGGUAAGCUGGUUAGUGGCAUGGUGGCCUACCUUAAUGACCUCUCAGGACAACACAUCCAGCCACAGCAGGUGGCUGCUAGGCCUACAACAGUGCACAUCAAUGAUCCAGCCAGCUUGGUGGAGGCGUAUAAACUGCGGGCGUCAAGGUUUGUUGAAGUGGCAGCAAAGAAUUUGCAAGCUGAGCUGAACCGCAGGAAGAGCCAGGAGGAUGCCUGGAACCGAACCUCUGUUGACCUGGUGCGAGCAUCUGAGGCACACUGUCACUAUGUGGUGGUGAAGCUUUUCACAACACAGCUCUCGGAAAUUAAUGAUGCAGCUGUCCAUGCUGUGAUGAACAAUCUGUGUCUCCUGUAUGCGCUCUAUGGAAUCAGUAAGCACACAGGGGAUUUCCUGCAGGCGGGUAUUUUGACAGAUGCACAAGUUACUCAGGUGUACCAGCGUGUGAAGGAGCUUCUGGCUGCAAUCCGUCCCAAUGCUGUAGCACUAGUUGAUGCCUUUGAUUUUCAUGAUAAUCACCUUGGAUCUGUGCUUGGCCGGUAUGAUGGCAACAUCUAUGAGAAUAUGUUUGCAUGGGCAAAGAAAUCCCCACUAAACAAAACAGAGGUUCAUGAGGCUUUCCACAAGCAUCUGAAGCCAAUGCAAGCCAAGCUGUGAAAAUGUGUUUUCAAAAACACACUAUUGUCCAGCUCUAAAAACUGGAUGUCAUUGCUUUUCUUCAGGCACCUGAAUCAAAUCUUUGAAAUCCCAGUAACUGUAGGACAGUAAAUAAUUUGUAGCCUCUUUCCAUUUUUAUAUAUUGACAGGGUGGGGGAAAUUAGAGAGAUUGCAUAAGAAGUGGAUGUGGUUUUUUAAAGUGCAAUUAUAAUCCUUGAGAAAUGAUCCUUUUAAGCAUUAGGGAAAGUUGUACAGAUUCAUACAAGCCUUCCAUUUGUGAAGCUGCUAACUGCAGAGGUCACUCAUCUGGAAAGCAUAGCAGGAUUUUACUACUAAGUAGUUAACUGCAUUCAAGCAAUAGCUGCUGACGAACAGCUGCGUCUUGUUAAAAACCACACUUUUAACUCAGCAACACCCUUCUGCCACCAUGGUGCACCCCAAUAUACACACACAGCUGCUGACUGAAUCAUCCUGCAUCUUGCUGUGCACAGUGAUGCUUACGUGAACUGGUUAGGAUCCAAGGGUUUACGCAGGGAGUUGGGUCUUAAUCAAAGCUCUGUGAUAUUCUCCAUUUUAAUCCAUCUCUCUCCCAGUUAAUUACUCCUGUCUCCCUGGGCACAGCACUGUCCUUCAAGCAGGGGUGCCUGAACCACCUCCUCUGCAGCAGGACCUUCCAGAUGCACUUAGGAAUUAUAUCCCCUUUUUUUUCCUCUGGAGCUCAAUCAAAUCAACCAGUGAGCUUUCCCCAUGGUAUUCCAUUCCAUCCUUUCUUCGACCCGCAAACACCCCCUUUACACCUCCAUAUCCCAUGUCCAUCACUGGCACCCUCCCCUCUUUGAGGCUCUCAACUAAUGGCAGCUUUGGAGAGAAAACAGUGGCACUAUUCUGUCUCCUCUUCCCCCACCAAGGCACAUUUCAGCCAGGAGCAAGUUAAUGAGAGUUCUGCCAUCUUUUUAAUCUUUAGCUUUUCCGUAGUACUUCACAUCUGCAAAGCACUUUACAAAUACUAAUAUAUAGGUAUGCUGGCAAAAGCCACAUUUGCUGGUGGGAAAUUGCAAACCUGACCAAUUGUGCAACUAGUGCUUGCCAGUAAUUGAUAGCAAAAGUUGGUUGGUUUGGGGUCUUUUAGCCCCAUUGGUCUUGCUCUGUGAUGUACUGUAUCCAAACGUGUGUUGCAUGGAAACUCUCAACAGUCUCUCCUGGUGCAACGGUUCUCAAACUUAUUUGAUCAGGCCCCUCCUUCUUUGUGUCUAGUCAUUUGUGCGCUCCGGGGUAUAAACCACCACCCAGCUCUGAAGGCAGAGCAGCAGCUGCUGGCUGGCCACCCAGCUCUGAAGGCAGUGCCAUGCCAGCAGCAGCACUGAAGUAAGGAUCGCAACGCCCCAUUACCACCCUUAUUCCGUCUGUGCUGCUGAUUCCACCCCAGGGCUGACAGCCAGAGCCCUGUCACCUCUAGAUGAGGAAUUGAGCAAGUGGGGGAAGGAAAGCCCACAUGGCUCCAGCUGUCCCCUUUAUCCCUGCCUCUUGUGUGUGCACAGCCCUUCUGAAUGAGCCCCAGCCACUCAGGGCUAACAGCCAGAGCUCUUUUAAAAAUCAAAACCCUCAGCACAUUCCUGCGCCUCCCUUGGGAAGCCCGCCCCAUAGUUUGAGAACUGCUGUCCUAGUGGAACAUCUGCUGUCUUUUCCCCGUUAACUUCCAAUGAGCUUUCUCUGAAAUGUUUUUAAAUGUUCCUUUUAGUACUGAAUUGAGACUUACACAAUUGCUUUCUGUAUUAACAGAUUAAAGACUUAGCUUUUAACCAAUCCUCUGGGAAAUCGUAGUCAUGAAAACCAGAAAACGGUUUCUUAAGUUUGUCCUCUUACAGAAAUCCUUUUUCCAAAACAAGUGAUGUUUAAAGAGCUCCCUUCAUGAUAAGCUGUAAUCUUGUGGUCCAGAGAUGAGACUAAACCUCUGGAGCAGCUGGGUCUCUAAGUGUUCUGGCACCCUGUUGUGAAAGCCUCUAGCUUUGGACAACAUUUCCACAGAGUCAUUUUUGCACUAAUCUCUUCAACUAGAAAGGGUAGCCCAGUGUAUUAAACCUGGACUGAAAUACAUUGACCUGGAAGGUUCAGCAGCAAAAAGUUUUGAUUUUUUUUUUAAAUUAUGUAUCUUCUGUGCUGUUCAGUAUAAGAAGUGUGCCCUUGCCUUCCACUUAAUUCAGUGGAACACUGAAGGGGCAUUGGAGAAUCAGCAGGGGAAGGGUUAAAGACUGAUAAAGAGAACAUCACUAGCAGAAUAUAUGUACAGACUUAAUAAACUACAGAAACUCAUUUUCAAACAAAACAGUUGCAAAUUCUUUCAUUUUCUAACUCUUGUGCAUGUGUCUGCAUUGAUUCUUCUAACACAUUGGCUGGAGUAGAAUAGUCUAUUAAUAAACUGAUAAGAUUGGAGCCAAACUGGGCUCUUCUUGGUGGGGACAGGUUCUAGAGCUGCUACCAAUCAGCAGUGCAAAAAAUCAGAUGGCUUUAUCUUUCAGCCCAACUUUAUUACUAAACUUCCUAAAACAGUCUAUGUCAGAUCAAUUUGUUUUCAAUUAACUUAUUUUUAACGUUACCUUCUACUCUGAUUCUCAGAGCACUCUAGAACAGUAAACACAAUAUAGCAUAGUACUAAUGAUAGAGUAAAGGUAGCUAGAAACUUCUUUAUUGAGCAGAAGCCUUUUUUUUUUUUAAAUUGCCAACACAAAUAUCAGCUCAAAAUAAAUAGGGCAAAACUAUCAAUUGUUAGCAAAUGGUGUCUGCUUUGUUUAUUUCUAAUGAGCUACAACAAUUUUAAUGAUUCACCCAAUCUUUUCUGAACUGAUUGUUAGUUAAUCCUCUUAAAAACUAAAUGUUACCACUUGGCAGAAAUGAUAAAUUGUAAUAUUGAUAAUGGCUGAAGCAUGUCAAUUUAUAGCUUGUCACGGUGCUCUACCAUGUUAACUCAUUGCUUUUGCACAACAAAAUUAAAUCAAUUGUUUCCUGAA